Benincasa hispida (wax gourd) is the source of this 1747-nucleotide messenger RNA. Its product is annotated as Ubiquitin-like superfamily protein. Lineage: Eukaryota; Viridiplantae; Streptophyta; Magnoliopsida; Cucurbitales; Cucurbitaceae. Gene Ontology annotation, molecular function: protein binding. The record is from RefSeq and is a predicted model, not a curated record. Gene Ontology annotation, cellular component: nucleus.
ACACAUAAACAUUAGGGUUAUCUUUUUACAAUAAACCAAAUCGUUCUCCGAACUCUAAACUUCUCUGAAAACCAAAAUUCGAAGCUCUGCGAUAAUGGAGGCGACCGGUACCGCCAUAUCCAGGCGCGAAAAUGUCGAGAUUUUCAAUCUCUUCGUGAGGCUCUUAGAUGGCAAAACCCUAGCUCUGAAAUUGACGUCCCCUUCUGUACACGGCCAUGCCCUCAAGCACCGUCUCUUUCAGAGCACUGGAAUUCCCCCAAAUCACCAGCGUCUUGUCACCGGUAUCCGCCAGAUCGAGGAAGAUUCGGUUGUAUCGUGUUCUGGUGGAAGAUUUCCCACUGUCCAUCUUCUUCUCCGGCUUCUGGGAGGUAAGGGAGGGUUCGGAUCGUUGCUGCGUGGGGCGGCAACGAAAGCGGGGCAGAAGAAGACGAAUAAUUUCGAUGCGUGUAGGGAUAUGAGUGGGAGAAGGUUGAGACAUGUGAAUGCUGAGAAGCGAUUGGAGGAGUGGAAGGCGGAGGAGGAGGAGAGGAGGUUGGAGAAGGUGGCUGAGGAGUUUCUGAAGAAGAAAGCGAAGGUUGGGAAGAAGGGGGUUGGGGAUUCUGCGGCUCAAAAGUAUGUUGAAAAGUAUCGGGAGGAAUCUGCUCGUUGUGUGGCUGAGGUGGAGGAAUCCGUGAGAGAUGCGGUGAUGAAGGGAAAAAGGAAGGCUGGUUUGAUGGCCAAUGGUGCAGAUGCCAAAAAGUUAAAAAUCUGGAUGGGCAAGAGGAAAAUGGCUGAAAGUGACAGCGAUGAUUCGGACGAGGAUGACACAGAAAAUGAAGAGGGAAGUGAGAAAUCAGUCAUCUUGAACGUUGGUCAGUCUGAUUUAAAGGACACUGAAGGGAGUUCAGACUCUGUUAACUUUGGUAAAAGUGGGAAUGGUUCUGGUGGAUCCUCAUGUGAAAGUGGCUCCGAGGAAGAAAAAGAUGUUGCAGUGCGGGAAACCAUGGAAUUAGUUGGAAGCUCUAGUGAAAAAGCUCUUCAAUCUGAAGAGGUUGAUAUGGUUGAAAUGAAUGACCAGACUACUCAGAGUGCAGUUGUACCUUGUUCCGAAGGUGUUGCCGGUUCUGCCCAUCAAGAAGACGAGGUUGUAAAACAGGAUGCUCGUGAGGUUGAAAUUGCCAACUCUGAAAACGUAUCUGCUAAUCAUCAAGAUAUCUCAGAUCCAAAUAAUGGUGAAAUUAUUGAAGAUUUGUCCACACGUCCUGAACCAAAUGGCCCUCCAGUGUCUAAGUUGUGUGACCAUGAGGACACAACUGCAACUGCAAGCAGUUCAGAAGCACCUCUGAAUUUUGAUGAUUUUAGCUCUGCUGCUGAAAUGGAGGUUCUUGGUUUGGAAAGGCUAAAGUCCGAACUGCAAGUGCGUGGCUUGAAGUGUGGAGGUACUUUGCAAGAGAGAGCAGCCAGGCUUUUCUUGCUCAAAUCUACCCCUUUGGACAAGCUUCCAAAGAAGCUUCUUGCCAGAAAGUGAACGUAAUUUUGUACCAUUUGUAGCCACUUGACUUCUCUCCAUAAACGUGUAAUGAUAUUAGGAUGAUCUUAUUGUACUUUCUUUUCAAUCUUUUUACCAAUAGUGAAGUAGUCAUUAGUUGUGUGUGCGUGUAUCCUUGCACUUUUGAUAGUUAUAAUAGAAUAAAAUGACCUACUUUUUUUUUUUUUUCCUGUUUUUGUAUUGGAGUUAUCAAUGAGAAAUUGUAAAUAUUUGUAAAAA